Aspergillus udagawae is the source of this 1116-nucleotide messenger RNA. Its product is annotated as NAD-dependent epimerase/dehydratase family protein. Gene Ontology annotation, biological process: beta-D-galactose catabolic process via UDP-galactose, Leloir pathway. The transcript has 4 exons. Gene Ontology annotation, molecular function: UDP-glucose 4-epimerase activity. The record is from RefSeq and is a predicted model, not a curated record. Gene Ontology annotation, cellular component: cytosol. Bases 1 to 1116 code for a protein of 371 amino acids. NCBI's taxonomy places the organism in Eukaryota, Fungi, Ascomycota, Eurotiomycetes, Eurotiales, Aspergillaceae.
AUGUCUGUUGGUUCAGUUCUUGUUACGGGUGGCACUGGCUACAUUGGCUCCUUCACCACCCUCGCUUUGCUCGAGGCUGGCUACAAGGUCGUCGUCACUGACAACCUGUACAACUCCUCCGUAGAAGCUCUGAAGCGGAUCGAGUUGAUCUGCGGCAAGAAAGCCGAGUUCGUUCAGCUGGAUGUCACCGAUGAGGCUGGCUUCGACAAGGUCUUCGAGGCCCACCCCGACAUUGACAGUGUCAUUCACUUUGCUGCUCUGAAGGCUGUUGGCGAGUCCGGCGAAAAGCCAUUGGACUACUACAUGGUCAACGUCUACGGCACUCUCUGCCUGCUUCGCUCCAUGGUCCGCCACAAUGUCACCAACAUUGUCUUCUCCAGCUCUGCCACCGUCUACGGUGAUGCCACCCGCUUCCCCAACAUGAUCCCCAUCCCCGAGGAGUGCCCUCUGGGCCCCACCAACCCCUACGGAAACACCAAGUUUGCCGUUGAGACCGCCAUCACCGACGUGAUCAACGCUCAGCGCAACAAUGCCACCAAGGCCGGCAAGGAGGAUGAGGCUAACAAGUGGAACGCUGCCCUCCUUCGCUACUUCAACCCCGCUGGUGCUCACCCCAGUGGCAUUAUGGGUGAGGACCCUCAGGGCGUCCCCUACAACCUGCUCCCUCUUCUUGCUCAGGUUGCUACCGGCAAGCGUGAGAAGCUGCUCGUUUUCGGUGACGACUACGCCUCUCACGACGGAACCGCUAUCCGUGACUACAUCCACAUUCUCGAUCUCGCCGACGGCCACCUCAAGGCCCUCAACUACCUGCGCGCCAACAACCCCGGCGUCCGCGCCUGGAACUUGGGUACCGGCAAGGGCAGCACCGUCUACGAGAUGAUCCGCGCCUUCUCCGCUGCCGUUGGCCGUGACCUUCCUUAUGAGGUUGCCCCCCGUCGCGCUGGUGACGUUCUCAACCUCACCUCCAACCCUACUCGCGCCAACAAGGAGCUUGGCUGGAAGGCCCAGCGUACCCUCGAGCAGGCCUGCGAGGACCUCUGGCGCUGGACCAAGAACAACCCCCAGGGCUACCGUCAACAGCCCCCUGCCGAGCUGCUGGAACAGCUCAAGAAGUAA